CAGAGAUAUACAGACAAACACCAUAGAUGUCUUCAAAUCCAUCGCAUCUACUCAUAUCCCGCAACCCACCCCGCUCCCCAGCUCACCCCCAGCUGGACCCAGCCCUCACCUCCAGGCACUCAUCCUCGCGAUCUGACAACAGGAGCUCCUCCGGACGAUGGGUCUAUGCAGAAGAUCGUCCUUCUCGCUACCUCUCAGAAGAUGAUAUCGAUGAAGAAGCUGAGCUAGAGGACGAGGGUCCCAUUGACGUGCAUCCAACGUUCCGAAGUGAUGCAGAAUUACCAGGAAAGGUAAAGGUGAUCGUGGGCCGGAAUGAGUUUUGGUGUCAUAAGGAGGUAUUGUGGUUCGCCAGCCCAUUCUUUGAAGGAUUAUUGAAUGGAAACUGGGCAGAGUCGAAUCCCUUGCACGAAGAUGCAUAUUCAAGACCUUCAACGGUCAUCGAGACUGAUGUAUCUUCCUCUGAUGUUCCCGAUGUAGACGGUAUGGCAUCAAGGUUGGCUGUCGAAGCCAAAAUCACUACAGAUCAACCUGCUCCUGCAAUUAUGAUAGAGAAGCUUGAAAAUAAUCAGGCUGGCAAUGUCACCGCCGCCCAAGGUCUUGAGAUGAACCAUGGUCAAGACAUACAAGGCCCUCAUUCGCAUUCGGCCACCGUGUCAGACGAAACCCAAGAAACUUUUUCUUUACGAGAAGUCCCUCAAGACCUUACCAACACUCCCGUCCAUAGGCCUACUCCCCACGCUGAGACGAGUUCCACUACACCAACAGUAAUAUCAAAGAAGAGAGAUCGUACAGCUCUUCGCGCCUCUUUUUCCAGCAGCUUACACUCUUUUCAAAACUUCAAAUCAAGCCCUCUCCCUGGAGGAGCUGAGACCGUCGUUGAACUUCAUGAAGAAUCAGCUUCCGCUUUCCAAGAUUUCUUGUUUUGGGCAUAUCCACACCUCGAAUGCAAAGUCACUUGGACAAAUGUUGCGCCUCUUCUAUCUCUUGCCGCAAAACUCAUUGUCCCCUGCCUCCAAAAAUUGUGCACCCACUUCCUCCUUACCCACGCUUCGGGCCGGCCAGUCAUGGCUCUAGCUUUAGCGGAACAGCAUGGAAAUGCAGAACUUUAUCGGGAGGCCAGUCGGUUCGUGCUUGAUCAACCAACGUGGGAUGAAAGUGAGAUGAAAAUGCUGUCUGUUGAGACACAAUUGAAGCUAUCCAACCGCCGCAGCUGGUUCCUAGAACGUCUUCUCAAAUUAGGCACAAUAGACGUCCGAAAAGACUAUUCAUGCAGACCAGACUGCCCCGAUCCAUCCCGAUGUCAAUCCCAGCUUGACGAUAAGUGGCGUCAAGCCCACCACGCUGUCAUCAAAUAUGGACCACCCCAACCGUCCGUCGCUUUCCGCUGUCUGAGACAGCUUGAAACCUUUCCGACGAAUCCUAGUUUAGUAAUGCCGCACGCGUUGUGUCAGUUGGCUGCGAAGGCAUGGGUGAUGAGCUUAUUUGACAGAAUGUUCCAACUGAAGAUUGUACACUCUGCCAAUCCAGGUACCGAAAAGUACUGGCUUUGGGUUUCUAUGACUUGAUCAGAAUAUAUAUCUAUCCCCGGUCUGGAUGCCCUGUCUAUCCUUAUUCUGUAGUUUCUUUCGGCCGUUGUACAUAUACUUUCUCAUCACACGUUCUUGUAUACCGUUUUAUCGAAAGUCUUUUGUUGCUAUCUUAACCAGGAAUAUAUACCGUAUGAAGUGCAUUAUAUACAUUUGAAUUGUAUGCCAUGACUGUAUGC
Messenger RNA from Cryptococcus deneoformans JEC21, 1765 nucleotides. RefSeq lists its product as hypothetical. The coding region runs from base 27 to 1565 and encodes 512 amino acids. Gene Ontology annotation, molecular function: protein binding. The record is from RefSeq and is a predicted model, not a curated record. NCBI's taxonomy places the organism in Eukaryota, Fungi, Basidiomycota, Tremellomycetes, Tremellales, Cryptococcaceae. The transcript has 9 exons.